Molecule: messenger RNA, 2974 nt
Organism: Sardina pilchardus (European sardine)
Lineage: Eukaryota; Metazoa; Chordata; Actinopteri; Clupeiformes; Clupeidae
Gene: galntl6
Product: polypeptide N-acetylgalactosaminyltransferase like 6
Exons: 13
Coding region: 295-2097 (600 amino acids)
Biological process (GO): protein O-linked glycosylation
Cellular component (GO): Golgi apparatus
Molecular function (GO): polypeptide N-acetylgalactosaminyltransferase activity
Source: RefSeq, a predicted model, not a curated record
GCUGGAGAUAAAGCCGUUAGUGCUAGAGGUUCUGUUUUAGUAUGGCUCCCUAAAAUGUUUGUAUUUCAGUCGGAAAUGGAAGUCGGACUUCAAGCACGCUAGAUGUUCCAGAACAGAUUAAUCUCUGUUGUUUCGACAUGAAAAUACGCCUCAACAGUUAAAGUUUACCUGCCGUUACAGAGGGAGGUAGAGUAACGUCGUUCGCCCCCUGUGUCAUCUUUACCUCUACAGUCUUGUCACACACGGACUCCACAGUAGCCUGUAUAACAUCUGUGUCAGAGGUGAUCCCACAAAAUGAAGAGACGACAGAAGCGUGUCUUGCAAAUGGCUUUCCUUUUUAUGGUGGCACUUAUAUUUUUGCCAAACGUUGGCUUGUGGUCACUGUACAGGGAGAAACACCUGAUGAAGUCACACGAAGCAGGAGAGCAGGGCUUCUCUCUGGGGCUGAGUGAUGGGCACAUCUACACGUGGACGGAUGGCUUAAGGAGGAUGGACUGGCAUGACAACGAGAGCAUCAGGAGGGACGAGCUUCGUGUUGGCAAAGGGGAACAUGGAAAGCCAUACCCUCUGACUGAAGAUGAGUGUGAUGACUCCGUGUACAAGGAGAACGGCUUCAACAUCUACGUUAGCAACAACAUUGCCUUGGACCGCUCUCUUCCAGACAUCCGCCAUCCAAACUGCAGACAGAAGCUCUAUUUGGAGAGCCUGCCCAACACCAGCAUCAUAAUCCCCUUCCACAACGAGGGCUGGUCGUCUCUGCUCCGCACCAUCCACAGCGUGGUCAACCGCACGCCGGACCACCUCAUCGCCGAGAUCAUCCUGGUGGACGACUUCAGCGACCGGGAGCACCUGAAGGAUCGUCUGGAGAAGUACAUGGCCCGUUUCCCCAAGGUGCGCAUCGUGCGGACCAAGAAGCGCGAGGGCCUGAUCCGCACCCGCCUGCUGGGCGCCUCUGUGGCCAAAGGGGAGGUGCUCACCUUCCUCGACUCCCACUGCGAGGCCAACGUCAACUGGCUGCCUCCGCUGCUCGACCAGAUAGCCCAGAAUCCCAAGACCAUUGUGUGCCCGAUGAUUGACGUCAUUGACCAUAAUCACUUUGGCUAUGAGGCACAGGCGGGCGACGCCAUGCGGGGGGCCUUCGACUGGGAGAUGUACUACAAGCGCAUCCCCAUCCCCCCUGAGCUGCAGAGCACGGACCCCAGCGACCCCUACGAGUCUCCGGUGAUGGCCGGCGGUCUGUUUGCGGUGAACAGACAGUGGUUCUGGGAGCUGGGCGGUUAUGACACUGGCCUGGAGAUUUGGGGUGGAGAGCAAUACGAGAUCUCUUUCAAGGUGUGGAUGUGUGGCGGCAGCAUGUACGAUGUGCCCUGCUCCAGAGUGGGGCACAUCUACAGGAAGUACGUGCCCUACAAAGUGCCCUCGGGGACCAGCCUGGCAAGAAAUUUGAAACGAGUGGCGGAGACGUGGAUGGAUGAGUACACCGAGUUCAUCUACCAGCGGAGGCCGGAGUACCGGCACCUCUCCACCGGGGACCUGAGCGCACAGAAAGAGCUGCGCAAGCACCUCAAGUGUAAAGACUUCAAGUGGUACAUGAAAAACGUGGCCUGGGACCUGCCCAAGUACUACCCUCCUGUGGAGCCACUACCCGCGGCCUGGGGAGAGAUACGCAAUGUGGCGUCGGGGUUGUGUAUCGACUCCAAGCAUGGCUCAACAGGCACAGAACUGCGCCUAGACGCCUGUCCGAAGGAGGGGGCCGAGCGCACGUGGGCUCAUGAACAGAUUUUUACUUUUGGUUGGCGGGAAGACAUCCGGCCCGGUGACCCUCUCCACACCAGGAAGUUCUGCUUGGACGCCAUCUCCCAGAGCAGCCCCGUCACACUGUACGACUGCCACGGGAUGAAGGGCAAUCAGCACUGGAGCUACCGCAAGGAUAAAUCACUCUUCCAUCAGGUAAGCAGCGGUUGUAUGGACAGCAGUCUCAGCGAUAAGAGGAUUUUCAUGAACAAGUGCGACCCGCUGUCGGAGACGCAGCAGUGGCUGUUCCAGAGAGUCAACGCCACCGUUUUGGACAAAUUCAACAGCCCCGCCAGCUCCUAGGCAUGCUGACAGCCUCCAUCCUGCCUCCUGAACACACACACAGCAGCCAAGCAAGCAGCUGUCUCCCAGCCCUCACAGGGUCCUCAGCGAUAGGUCUUAGCAGCAGAGCUGAACAGUUAGCUAACUGUGUGCAUGGGUGCAUACGUAUGUGUGUGUGUGUGUGUGUGUGUGUGUGUGUGUGUGUGUGUGUGUGUGUGUGUGUGUGUGUGUGUGUGUGUGUGUGUGUGUGUGUGUGUGUGUGUGUGUGUGUGUGUGUGUGUGUGUGUGUGUGUGUGUGCGUGUGUGCGUGUGUGCGUGUGUGUGUGUGUGUGUGCGUGUGUGUAUGUGUUUGAUCUGUCUGAGGCCCUUACGCUCUGGGAGUUGGACCAAAGUGGACCAAAAGUACUACACCCAGAGUCCAAAGCUGUGGAGACUGCAGUGGCUUUGUGAGAUGUGUGGCUGAUGAGGCCCAUGUAGGACCAUAACGAGCCCUUGCUGGUCAAGGAAAAUGCGGAGUGCCAACAUCUCUCUCACACUCUCUCUCUCUCUCUCUCUCUCUCUCUCUUACUCACGCUCUUUCUUAGUUAUGAGAUCACAUACUGAUCUGACUCUCUCUGAAUUCAUGAUAAAUAAGGAGGAAUUUGAAUUUGAUUUAUUUCCCAAUCACCUCAAGACUGCUCCUCCAUACUCUGAAGACGCAUAAUGAAGCUGGAUUUGGUGAGAGGUUCUGAAAGACAUUGUUUUGUAUCACUAUUUAUUUUACAUGGUUGUUUUGAUGUAUAUUUAUUUUGUAUUUAUUGGGUGUCAUUUUUUAUCAAUGUAAGUUAUUGUUAUGUACAUACUUAGGUUUUUUUUCUGGUUCCUGUGAUAGUAAGAUUCAAACUGCUGAUAAAGUGAU